Oncorhynchus kisutch (coho salmon) is the source of this 4085-nucleotide messenger RNA. RefSeq names its product single-minded homolog 1-A. Gene Ontology annotation, molecular function: DNA-binding transcription factor activity, RNA polymerase II-specific; RNA polymerase II transcription regulatory region sequence-specific DNA binding; protein dimerization activity. NCBI's taxonomy places the organism in Eukaryota, Metazoa, Chordata, Actinopteri, Salmoniformes, Salmonidae. The record is from RefSeq and is a predicted model, not a curated record. Gene Ontology annotation, biological process: regulation of transcription by RNA polymerase II. The coding region runs from base 351 to 2711 and encodes 786 amino acids. The transcript has 11 exons.
GUUUACACCGUGGACAGGCCCCUUGCCAUUCUGAGGGAGAAUUUAUGUCGUGUGCUUUCAAGAAAUUCUUAAUUUACACGAGAAGAACACGGGAUAUCAACUUAUCCAUUCGGCGCAUGUUUCGGUGUAGGAAUUCGGGAACCGUAUGAAGUGCAUUGGAAGUGCUGCUCUCAUUUCACUUGACCGUGGCCACAGCGCGCGUUUUAAGGGUGUUAGUUGAAAAGCCAAAAUCAUGACAAGUAGACGAAACGGAAAUUGUUCUAUAUUCUGGGUUUGAUGGACCGACAUGACAGUAAAGGAAUGAUAGCCUAACAUUUAACAAAAGGAGGGGCAGAGAGAGAGAACACACAAUGAAGGAGAAAUCCAAAACUGCCGCAAGGACUAGACGGGAAAAGGAGAACAGCGAAUUCUAUGAACUGGCCAAAAUGUUGCCUUUACCCUCGGCUAUCACGUCUCAGCUGGACAAAGCGUCUAUAAUAAGACUGACAACAAGUUAUCUGAAGAUGAGAAUUGUCUUCCCUCAGGGUUUGGGUGAAGCUUGGGGUCACACGAGUCGAACGAGAACUUUGGACAAUGUCGGACGUGAGAUGGGAUCCCAUCUUCUCCAGACAUUGGACGGCUUCAUCUUUGUAGUGGCGCCAGACGGAAAGAUCAUGUACAUAUCUGAGACCGCAUCAGUCCAUUUGGGACUCUCUCAGGUAGAGCUGACCGGGAACAGUAUUUACGAAUAUGUCCACCCCGCCGACCACGACGAAAUGACUGCCGUUCUCACCCCACAUCAGCCGUACCACUCACAUUUCGCCCAAGAAUAUGAGAUGGAGCGCUCUUUCUUCUUGAGGAUGAAAUGUGUGCUGGCAAAGAGAAACGCCGGCCUCACCAGUGGUGGAUAUAAGGUGAUCCACUGCAGCGGUUACCUAAAGAUCCGUCAGUACAGCCUGGACAUGUUGUCUUUCGACGGCUGCUACCAGAACGUGGGCCUGGUGGCAGUGGGACACUCUUUGCCUCCCAGCGCCGUGACAGAGAUCAAGCUGCACAGCAACAUGUUCAUGUUCAGAGCCAGCCUCGACAUGAAGCUAAUCUUCCUCGACUCGAGGGUGGCAGAGCUGACUGGUUACGAGCCCCAGGACCUCAUUGAGAAGACCCUGUACCACCACGUCCACAGCUGUGACACCUUCCACCUGCGUUGUGCCCACCACCUGUUGCUGGUGAAGGGCCAGGUGACCACUAAGUACUACCGUUUCCUAGCCAAACAGGGAGGCUGGGUGUGGGUGCAAAGCUACGCCACCAUUGUCCACAACAGCCGCUCCUCCAGACCCCACUGCAUCGUCAGCGUCAACUACGUUCUUACAGAUACUGAGUAUAAGGGAAUGCAGCUGUCCUUGGACCAGAUGACCCCUAGCAAGCCAGCGUUCCACUACAGCAGCCCUCCGAGUCGUACAGAGGAGAGGAAGGGGACCAAGUCCCGUAUGACACACACCAAGGCCAAAAUCAGAGUGUCUCCCUACCCACAGCAGUUUUCAGCCUUUCACCCCGAGCGUUCCGAGUCCGACCAGGACAGCCAAUGGGGAGGCAGCCCUCUGACAGAAUCUGCCUCCCCUCAGCUGCUGGACCAAGGUGAGGGAGCGGAGGGCGGGGCCUGUGCCUACAGACUCUACCCGGACUCCGGCUCCCUCUGCUAUGGCCUUGCUCUCUCCGAGGAGGACCUCACGCACAGCCACACCCACUCCCACCAUCCUGCCACUGCCUGCGACAGCGGUGCCCACUGCCAGGCUGGCCGUUACUUCCUGGGCGCUGCUCCUCAAUCUGGACGGGAGGCCUGGUGGGACGCAACACGCUCCGUCCUCUCCCUGCCCAAGUCGUCUUUGGAGAAUGGCGAGGGCUACGACCUCACUUCCUACCACAGCGUGGUCCAUGGAAGGGGUCACUGGGACGAAGAGAGCGUGGUCAGCUCACCAGAAGGGGGCGGAGGCUCCACCAGUGACUCGGGCGAGCGUUGCCGCGAUGGCACUGGCAGUGACCAUUUCCGAGCGAGUCCUCAGGAGCCCAGCAAGAUGGAGACUCUGAUCCAUGCCACGCAGCACAUGAUUAAGGAGGAGGAGAGCCGUUUGCAGCUGCGCAAGGGGCCACUGGAUGCCCUGGGCACAGUGGGGGGCCCCUCCAACAACAGCCCCUGCUCCUUCACCCCCUCUACCCUGCCCCUCCCUCAGGCCGCCAUGCCUGGCGUGGUGUGCCGCGGGCCGGGGGUCGCCAACGGCAUCAACCUCACCCUCACCUCCGAGCGCCUCUAUCCCCGCGAUGAUGGCGGCAAGGUUUUGGAUUCCCACGGCAACAUCGACAACAACACAGCCAGUCCUGCGUCUCUGUCGCGCCUCAGCAGCCCGAUUACCGAUGGGAUCCCCAGGUCAGGCCUGUCUGUCUCAAAAGACUACCUGCAGGGUCAGACCGACGUCUCACCCCACCACCACCCUCUAGGGCAGCAGGGGAGCCCACUGCCUUACCAGGCCCAGGAGAUGCAGCCCCUGGACAGGCAUGCUGCCUACGCCCUGACCGGCUACUCCCAGGUGCACCUGUAUGAUGCAGAGAGCCUGAGGAACUACUCGGGGCUGGGCUGCGGAGGGGCUCAGUACGACAUGGUGCCCCACAUGAGGAUGCAGGCCGACCAGAUGCAAGGACACAAGGGCACAUCAGUGAUCAUCACCAAUGGGAGCUGACCAUACAUAACGGACAGAUCCAUCCUAGUGUCUCAAUGAUGGAGUGUGUAUGUGGGACUUAUGAACUGAAUCCUCCUCAUACAGUUCGGUCUUUUCUUUUUGUUUAUUUUUUGCACCUGACAUAGGAUAUUCCCCAUAACACCGGUCUACUCUGUAACACUUCACUGUGCCCUUGAGAGCCCAGACCAAGCAAGCAAAGCUGGUUGCAAUGAUGUCAGGCAGGCAGCUUUUGUUAUGCCUUAGUCAAGUUGUAUACUGAUAAUAAAAGGUCAUUCUUUCAAUGCCUUUUUACCGACCAGAAAACUAUGUCUUGACCUGGUUGUAAUUUGGUUACCUACUGAAAUUGUAACCAAAAUAUGACAUCAUUAAAAAGACAUCGUAACUUGUCAUCUUGUUAUCUGACGUCGACAAACCAGUUUACAACCAGAAACUGACGUAAUUAUGACGUUUCAUUCCAAAUAUUGCCCUCUAGACAAUUGAAUCCCCCCCCCCUGCAUUGAACUGAGAUGCUGCAGAAUGACUAUUCAAGUUUUCAGCUUGGUUAAAGAUAAACCCAUGUUUUAGGCCCAACAUAGUCAUGCACCAGUAAGUAGGUCUACUCUCACAUUUUCUCAUGGUAGUAGACAAUAUGCAAUUCAAUUGCAUUUACCCCCUUGACCUCAACUGAUUUAGUAUUGCUGAACUUUCUCAGAAAAACUUCAAAAUUGUAUUUUUUAAAAUUAAAUGCCAAUGUUUUUCCAUAUUUAUUAAUUGUGUCGAAUAAAAUGAUUUUUAUUUCAUCUCAAUUUUUCUAAGUACAAUGUUUGGUGGCAGGGUUGCUUUAGUUUCAAAGUUUGCAUUAUCUGUGUACCCCUUUUGAAGGAUUAUAUAUUAUUUGCCCAAUUUCCCCUGUUAGGAGAAGUUCUAAAAGGAUACUGUGAGAUUCUGGCAAUGAAGCAGUUUUUCUGCUUACCCCUAGGUGUAUGCUAGUGUAUGCUACUGUACCUGUAGACUUCCAGUCAUUACGCUAGUUAGCAUUGGCUCGAGAAACUACCUCUAACUUCCUUCUUACUGCACGCAGAGGCAUAAAAAUUCAAAGUUCAUCUGACUCUGGGUAAUUCAUAGACAGAAUCUCGCAGUAUUCCUUUAAGGCAUGACAUCAAUGUGUAUCACUUUAAACUUCUGGUGCUUCUUCAUGUGUUUCAAUUGAGAAAAUAAUAUUGUUCUGUUUCACUUUUCGUAUCCCGAAAAUAUGUAAAGUAUCUCGUCUAAUUUUAUUUAUGUAGUAAAUAUGUUCAGAAAUUGCUUUCUUUUUUUUUGGACAACAGGUCAUAAGAGAAUUUAUUAACUGGGGAUAAAACAUAUUUUGAUUCUAAAUACAGGUGCAAUCAAACC